UCGCGGCAACGUCCACGGCACCAUAAGGGCGGUUCAUCUGCGGCAAACCCAGUCGGCACGCAAGGCGCAACGCGAAAGCAGAAUUGUUCACCCGCUUCACAUAAUCUAGAACAAGAUCCUCUGCUUCCCGACCCUUGAGGAUCUUGAUAUCUGAUUUCUUCGGUUCUGAUUUCGGGGCCAUGUGUGCAUGCGGGAGAAACUGGCCGUCGAAGAAAUAACGCAAAGGAAGAGAUGCGCCCAAAGAAGCAAUGUGGGGGAAAGUACACGUGACCGUGCGUGUGGCCGAUCCCCUGAUCUCAACCGAAGGCGCCCGGUAGCGCAAUUGCGAUUCGAAUUGGGCAUUGUCUGCAAGUCUCCCACCAGCCCGAAGACGUUGACAUGCCUUCACAACUGGCCGUUUCACUCUAACGCAUGGACAUGCGCCGCCGUCGGGAGUGUCGCUCUUGAUGUGCAGCAUGAGAAAUGGAGCACAUCAUCAAGAAUGCAACGGGGCAAGUUGGCUGCAACAGGCAACGGGCGGCAUCGGUUGGUUGUAUGAUUUAUCUGUGACCGAACAAGACGCUUUCGGACCGAGAGCCAUAUAUCCUGAGAUUUCCUCGAGGUGUUGUUCGAAGAAGUUCAUGUGCAUCCGCUGACCAGAAGGAAUCAAUCGAAAGAUGCUGAACAUGGAGUAGAAUAAUCCCGAUGCUGCAUCUCACCAACUCCGAGACUACGCGCCGACUAGGCCGAAAGGAAGGGAAUACAUGUGUCAAGAACAGCGCUCCAACAGUUUCGAUUGUUGUCGAUUGCCAUCUCUGCCGCGUCUUUCGCCAUCACUGUCGCAUUCUGCCGAGUCCACCCACCAAUCAGGGCGCGCGUAGGGGCUGUCGUUUCCGGGCGAUGAGAGUUUAGUGAGCAUGGCCAUGCACUCCGAUCACCUAGCGCGGAUCCGGGCAGAGGACAAAAUCGGACUGGCUAUUUCGAAUCUCUGAUAGAUGCAGGGAAGCAGGCAUAGUAUGGUCACAGGGGUGGGAGACGAGCUGAGCCGUACGAGCAAUGAUUCCUGCAGGUCCGGUGUUGCGUGGGUUGCCGCAGAGCUAUGUAAUGUUAGGAAAGGCUUUGAUUAAACGGCGACCGCUUUAAGAGACAAGCCCUGAUCCCCGACCAACACUCGAAUGCGAUGCCGACUUCGAGUUACCCAGAACCCAAGAAAGAGAAGAAAACGCGUCGGCGACUGCGUCUGAGCUGUGUUGAAUGUACCAAACGCAGACAACGAUGUGACAGGGUAUAUCCUUGUGGCCUGUGCGUUUCCCGUGGAGUGGCCCAUCUCUGUCGCUGGGAAAAUGUGCCCGUCGCGCGUCCGACUCCAGCUCGGCCGCCUGUCGUGCCUGAAACUGGCGCGCUGGACACGAUACAACAGCUGUCGGCUCGCAUCGCAAGCCUCGAGCAGACAGUUGUCACGGAGCGAUUGCGUCGCGAUCCGUCCGACGUUGAAAACACGAUCUCCACUCCCAGCCCUCAUUCGCGUUCUCUCUCUUUACCGACAGACUGCUCGCCGCGCAACUCUGUCGUGGGCCUUUCCAGUGGGAACUCCUCGUACUCUUCACCAGAACCUGACGAAGUGUCCGAUCCAUUUCCAAAGCUGUCUGAUGCCGCUUAUCGAACAGUAUCUUCCCUUGUCCAACAAUCUUCCGCCCAUCACGGCGAGUUUCUAGGGCUCGGAAGCUCUCUUUCUGCGUUGUACUCGAUUAGUUCGAGAAAGCACCCGCGCCAUCUACACGUGACCUCCUCCCAAUCCAGCCAGUUAUUCCAGUUAUUGCCUCCUGGAGAGGCCAACCAGACAUCACUCAUCCGCCUGAUCCAAGCUAUUCCGCCGACGCAACAGGUGACGGCGCUAUGCCGCAUGUUCUUCAGGGAUGUGAACUGGCGAUUUGGUGUUCCGGAGGAAUGGUUUUUGCGAACUUGCUGCGAGAUGGAUCUCGUCUUGCGUUACCACGCAUCGCAGGUCAAGAUCGACGCGAACUGGCUCUCUCUCCUGUUUGCGGUUCUUGCGAGUGCGCCUAGGCCCGGCCUUGAAGCGGGCAAAACCGACGGUCCGGAGCAGCACUUUACACAUGCCGUGGCGGCAGCCAGAGCAGCAGAGAGCGCAUAUCAGCUUCGGCCAACGAUGAGCCGGACGUCGGCAGCGCAGGGGGCCGUUCUGAGCUGUUUCGCUGCCCCGUUGCUUUGCGACCAUCUCAUCGCCAGGGGACGGGUGUCCGAAGGGUGGAAGCUCAUCGGAAACGCGAUUUUGUCUGCUCAGUCGGUGGGCCUGCAUCGGGACCCAGGACGGCAGAACUCGCUGGAAGAAGUCAUGAAUGAUGACGAGAAACUGCUACGCCGCAGAGCUUGGUGGGGUCUCUUCUCGUGGGAAAGGAUGUGCACUACCGUCCUCGCCCGGCCCGCAAUUCUCCGGAACGACGCAAGCGACGUCAUGCUCCCUCCAGCCAUCAAUGCAGACGGCACUCGUAAUCUGUUCAAUGUUUAUCAGAGACUGCUGGUUCAGCUGAUGCAUCUGGCGGGUGAGAUGGCUGAAAAGUGUUUCGGCGUCCGCUCUCCGACUGGUGUGGACGUGCGCAAUCUCGAUCGCAAAUUCGAACAGUGGGAAAGCCAGCUUCCUGCUGAAUUCCGAUCAGACAGCCCGAAUUAUCUGGACAAUCUCCCUGUCUCCGAAUUCGGCUCACUCUUGGCACAAAAGCACACACUGUGGACAUGGUAUCUCCUGUGCCGGUCGAAGCUGCAUCUUUCCGUACUCACACGCGGGGAAGACACUUUCUCUGACAUCUGGGGACAGUCCAUCAGCCGGAAACAGAGUCGCGAGCUAUGUCGGAACCUCUCUUCCGAUUUGAUCCGGCUCCAAUGCAAUGCGAGUCAGCCCGAGCAGUCGACCGCGCUGCUUGGAAGCAAUUGGUACUUCCCCGGGUAUUUCUCUCUCACGGAGGCUGCGGUCACCCUGUACUGUGUCGGCCGUCCCGGUGACUCCGACACCCUCAUCCGCGAGGCAAUGCUCGUUCUCCAGCAGGCCGGAAACUCGGCGAUGGAUCUUGGAAAUGCAGCUCGGAACGGCAGCGAAGCUUUGGGCGUUCUGAUCCAAGAAGUGGCGAACCAAAGCCCGCAUGAUCCCGUGCUCCCAACUGAAUUUGCUGUAUAUCCGGCCACUCAAUUUCUGCCGAACGUAGGACCCUCUUUUGAGUGGUACUCCUCCGAUAACCUGGUGCACUAUGGAGAGGGGCACAAUCUCGAUGGGAUCCUAUACGAUGAUAACAAAUCGAAUCUGAUUUACACAUAAUCCUAAUCCUCGAAGGCGGCUAUCUUUAUCAUUGGUGUACAAAACAUAUAUGUUGUAUCUGUACAAUCGCAUGUACGUUUAAUCACUGCGGGAAUCCCAACCGCACGACGGGCAGCGGAAGGAUUGUCGAGAAAGACAUGUGAUAUGAUCGACAGAAUCAUCAGCUUUGGGAAGAGGGGAGAAUUCCUCCACGGAUACAGAUCCAGAACGAGGGGGCCAAGGCUCAGAAGGAAAAGCAUCCUCGAAGCCAUACACAAAGCAGAGCACCUAGACAAUCAACCAUUGCUCAAGAAUGGGAGGAUUUCCAGAAUGAUCGUGAGGAGUGCGGGAAGACGGGAAAGAACAAAAGAAUCGGCUUUCCUAAUUGGGGUCAGUCCACACACUUGCCGAGCGCCCUAUUCAGUCGGUGUUUGCUCUCCACCACCACCACCUCAGGGUGAGUCUGCAAAGUCGGGCUCUGAGCGGACUUUCCUCGGUCAUCUCUGUUCCCGGCAUCCGAUGCUGGUCUGCCUGUCGACGCGAACAACAACCUAGCGCCGCCGGUGAUCAUCAUUUGACGUCUUCCCUCUCUCCCAUCUCUCCAACUACCAAUGCCCGUCCCUCUAUGGACACCCAAGCAGCCUCCAGCUGAGGCCCGCUACAACGUUACAACCGAAUUCCCCAGCCUAGGGUUGCAUUCAGCUGCUGCCAGUGGGAAUGUGGGCUUAGUAGAGUAUGCACUGACUCGUGGCCAGCCUAUCAACUCUGUUCUUGAUGGUGUACUACCACUUCACGCCGCAGCCGCCGGAGGCAGCGAGCAAAUCGUCAAACUCCUCAUCGAGCGUGGGGCCGACGUGAAUGCACCGAGACUGCCUCGCCGAUAUUCCAACGACAAAAAUCGAGACGCCGCGGGACCAAUUGUUGGAACGAGUGGCAGCACCCCGCUCCACUUCGCCGCUGCGAAUGGGAACUCGGACAUCGUCACGACCCUUUUACUUCGGGGAGCUCGGGCAGAUCGAGCUGACAAGCAUGGGGUGACCGCCGAAAUGCUCGCGCGCCAGCAUGGCUGGAAUGAAUGCGCGGACAUUCUUCAACAGUGGGUGCUCAACAAAGAUCGGGACUUGAGGGAGAGAGAGCCGCCCGUCGAAUUCAGCGAGCCCACGAUUCUACCGCUGUGCCGUCUCACGAGCCGUGACCGCGACGGCUCCCCAGGCGACACUGAAACAUCCACACGCAAACGCAUCCACAUGAAGCGAUCUAUGGACACUGCACUGAGCAUGCUCAAGAGCUCGUCCGAGGUCCUAAGGCCCCCCAGCAACAAUCUUCCCAUGGCAAGGGCGACGCCGCCAUCUCCGAUAAGGCCAUUUGGGGAGUACACAUUCUAUCCUACAAGCGGACCUGUCAGUCCGAUUGACCCUUCAUCCCGUCGACCAUCCUUGCCGCAAAUAUCGUACCCGGCUCCUCCAUCAGUGAACCGCAAAGCUUCGCUGGCUUCCCGAACUCCGCGCAGACCACGAUCAGCGGGAAAUGGUGCUGAGCCAGAGACUCCUCCGUUUGGACGGGGUGGUGCCGGUCGCAAGCUGGGCAGCAAGUAUUCGUUGCUGAAUAUGUUCAAGAAGGGUCAGGCUGAAGGGUCAAGCCCCAGUUCUGGUGUCCCUUUAGAGAGAACGAGCACCCAGACCAGCAUCUCCAACCCUUCGGGUUUACCCUCCCCGACCAAUAACGCGACACAAAUGGCCGAUUCCGUCCUCUUCGCAGCCAGCCCAACUCGAGCCAUGUCAGGCUCGCCCUCGCGGCCACCGAUGCCGUUGGCUGUUGAUCUGCACAAUGCGCUAGCACAGCAUCAGCGUCGUGAUCGAUCUGGGUCUGCUGCGAGUGCGCCAUUUGAGUCGGAGGGCAUCUCAGGGUCUCCCAGCAGUCUUUCACGUCUAGCUGUCUUGCGGCCACGUGAGCGAUCGGGUUCCCGAGGUAGCAGUGCUGGAAACCGCAGUGGAUCUGUUUUCGACGACGACGUUGUCAUCACGCCAGAUGGCAAACCCCGAGCUGGUAUUUUGAGAGCGCACAACCGGAGUAAUUCGGGGCCGGUGCCUCCUGGUCUACGGGCGCUCCGGUUUGAUCCGGAAAUGACCACCAGUCGAAAACACAGCCCAGGACCACCCAGCAGUCUAGGACUUCGAGGAAGCACGAGCGCUGGCUCGCUGUCCCGGUUGCGGAAUGAAACCAGCAACUAUGGAACCCCCGAUUCGGCGCCCGCUGCUGUAUCCGACUUUGAUCUGGAGGCUUUGAAGACUUUCAUGGGCGACGAUGAAGAAGAGGACCUCGAGUACGGGCAGCAGAUGUCGCCUCCCGUUUCUCCUGGUGAAAUCCAGCCUUGUGCGGAGCGCAGCUUUCCAUUCUCCAUCCACGAAGCGCCACGUUCUCGAGGCGCAUCGGUCAGCAGCGCGGCCACAACGGACAGCCAGGUCGAUCUGCAAGUUAUGAGCGCCAGCAGCACAACGAGUGGAAGUGGGAAUGGGAGUGUGGCAGUGACAACUCCGCCUCCGUCCGCCGCUCAGACGCUGAUGCCCCCUGCUGCGGAGGGAGGGCGGAUAACUGAACGCCGGACACCUACACCGUUGGAUAUCAACCUCAGCUUGAUCUCGUCGCAUGCCCAGGCUGAGGCUCUAGUCCAGAAGGAACUCAAAGAUAUACUGUCCAUGGGCAAGAACGGUGCUGGUGUAAUGCCUCUGAGCGCCAAACUCGCUGCGUACGGCGAAAGCUUACAGAUCGAGCGCAAAUUCAGGACCGAUCCGUCGCCGUCUGAUGAUGAGACGAUCUUACGUCUCCCGCGGACGACCUCGUCAUCCUCCUCUCAGAGCAGCCAGUCGCAGCGGGAAAGCAUCCAGCGCCAGCACAGCUUCGACGGCCGAACGAGGCAGUCGAACGCAACAGCGGAUGAUGAAGCGACCCCGACUGUGAAAGUGGUGCACCAUCUGUCGCGGUCGACUUCGGCGAUAUUGUCGCCCAUCCCGAUCGUUGUGCAGACGUCAGUGACCGCCGCGCAGGUUGUCGACGCUAACAACCGAGUGCGGAGAGCCCGGACGCCAGAUCCUGAUGCUGCGACGGGUCUCAGUCGCGUGAGCUCUCUAGAUGGGUACGAGUCGGCUGAUGUCGAAUUGGGGCCUGCUCUGACUCGGGUGUCGACUGCGCCGAUGAUGCCGACCACGGCAACGAGAGACCGUGACCGCGCGAGGAAUCUGGCGAGUGCAAACAAGCUCACACGGAUGGGAUUCGCGCCGCAACAGAUCAGGCCGGACCGGCAGGAUCCGUCGCAGUCUAAGCGUUUCGGAUUCAAGUCUCUGAUGCAGACAUUCAAGGGCAAGACCUGA
Molecule: messenger RNA, 6654 nt
Organism: Mycena citricolor
Lineage: Eukaryota; Fungi; Basidiomycota; Agaricomycetes; Agaricales; Mycenaceae
Source: the annotation of a GenBank genome assembly